UAGAAUAGGAGUGGUGUUCUCUUGGUGGUUUCCAGGAAGGUCUUUUGAAAAUUUCUCCAGGAGAUUAACUUAGUUAACCCUACACAAUGUGUGAUCAAUUUCUGGGAACUUGGAAGCUGGUUUCUAGUGAGAACUUUGAUGACUACAUGAAAGAACUUGGUGUGGGCUUUGCUACCAGGAAAGCAGCUGGUGUUGCCAAGCCCAACGUGAUUAUUAGCUGCAAUGGGGACGUUGUCACCAUCAGAACAGAGAGCUCUUUGAAGAACACAGAGUUCUCCUUCAAACUAGGAGAAGAGUUUGAUGAGACCACGGCAGAUAACAGGAAAGUCAAGAGUACUGUGACGCUAGACGAUGGUGCACUCAAUCAGGUGCAGAAAUGGGAUGGGAAAGAGACCACAAUAAAAAGAAAAAUAGUAGAUGGAAAACUUGUUGUGGAAUGUAUUAUGAACAACAUUAUCUCAACGAGAGUCUAUGAGAAAGCAUGAAGACUUCUUCUGUACAAUUAAUAGGAUCUUGGAGUGGAGGAUGAAACUGAGUUCAGGGAGCGGAGCCCUUCAAGGCUAAUGAUAUCUUCAAAGAACAGAGUUGUUUGCACUCCAAAGCAUCAUUGUAUCUAAUCCUAUGUGUUGUGGCUAUUCAAUAAAGUGUUUGCCUUGAGUAAA
This is a messenger RNA of Hemicordylus capensis (graceful crag lizard), 662 nucleotides long. RefSeq names its product fatty acid-binding protein, adipocyte-like. The transcript is spliced from 4 exons. Bases 87 to 485 code for a protein of 132 amino acids. Lineage: Eukaryota; Metazoa; Chordata; Lepidosauria; Squamata; Cordylidae. Gene Ontology annotation, biological process: fatty acid transport. The record is from RefSeq and is a predicted model, not a curated record. Gene Ontology annotation, molecular function: fatty acid binding. Gene Ontology annotation, cellular component: nucleus; cytosol.